UUUUCCCGGGAUGGUCCUGCGAGGUCGCAUCAGCCGUCAGUGAACGAGCCAUCGACCGAGUGCGUACUACUAUGGCAGCAGCGCAGCGAGGGAUCAUGAAUGACCCGCCCAACACCAGGCGUGCCGCAGCGGCUUCUUCUCCUGGAACGUGUUUCUGGGCCCUCCGACGCAGCCUCGCCACGCUGGACAGUGAAAGCAGCGACCGAGAGCGCUCGGUACUAUCGAGAGGCGUCGCGACCCGGACCUCCGCUGUCAACGGCAUGGCGGGUGACACAUACGGCAGCGUGGCGUCGACCGCAGUGACCGCCAGGAAGAAAAGGAGACGGUCUAUCAACAAGGCCGACAGCAUUAGCCCAGAGGCGGCGGCUGGCGGCGGCUCUACGUCGUCGGACGAGAAGACUCCGCUGAGUCAAGGUGGCCCGCCUCCGCUGCCGACGUCGAUGCGAUGUCGCUUGCCCAGCGGCUCACCGUCAUCCUGUCUCAGCGAUGACGAGCUGUUGGACCCGUUCUGCCCGCCAUCGAAAAAGGGAACUGUUGGCUUCUUCUCCUGCGGUCUCGGGGGUUGCAGAAAGAUCAAGGAAGCGGGCCACAUUUUCAUGAAGUCAUUCCUCGUGGUCGCCCUCCUUGCUGCUGUGGUCCUGAUGGGCAUAUUUCCUGAAGCGGACGAAGACACCAAGGGCAGCAAGUUCAACGUCACAAGUGGCAGUGGAUCGCACCGAAUUCAUCUGGACGACUGGCAAUCUCCCGUUCAACUGUCGUUGAGAGGCCCCUUUCUGCAUCGUUCUCUCGCCAACAUGACGGACGUCUUCACGACUGUUACCCUGGUAACCGACACCAACGGCACUUCCAGCGGGUCACUGUCGAAACUUUCGCAGAUCAUGCGCAUUCCAACGGCGACGACCGCAGAUGCCAUCGCUGAGAUCAGCUUCGUCGUCAAAGAGGAGUUUAUUGUGACGGAAUAUCAAACGACUCCUGAUCUCCUGGUUGAGGUUCACGGUAGUCCGCCCGACGUCUCCUACCCACUUCAGAGUCUGCUGGAGCCUUCAGAGGUAGAAUUCGGCUUGAGCGUAUUCCUGGCAGCUUCGGUACUGACUGUGCUCUACUUACUCAUCGUGUUCGAGCUGGUCCACAGGACUCUGGCUGCUCUCAUUGGGGCCACAAUGGCUGUCGGUUCACUCUGCUUGGUGGGUCAGCGGCCGAGUCUGGCGCAGGUGGUAUCGUGGCUGGACGUGGAGACGCUAUGCCUCCUCUUUGGCAUGAUGAUCCUGGUCGGCGUCCUCUGCGAAACGGGUUUCUUCGAUUACGCUGCUGUGCUGGCUUACCGACUGGCUCAUGGUAACAUCUGGCCCAUGGUGACGAUGCUUUGCACGUUCACCGCUGUCAUCUCUGCAUUCCUGGACAACGUCACCACGAUCCUGCUGAUGACACCAGUCACUAUCAAGCUGUGCGAAGUGAUGGACCUCGAUCCAAAGAACGUGCUCAUCAUCCUCGUAGUGUUCUCCAACAUCGGUGGAGCGGCCACUCCAGUGGGCGAUCCUCCCAACGUGAUCAUCAUAUCCAACGCCAGCGUUCGCUCACUGGGCGUGUCCUUCACUAUGUUCACGGCGCACAUGGUUCCCGGCGUCUUACUGUGCGCGCUGGGGGCAUAUAUCUACCUGCGUGUCUUCUACCGGGACGUCAACAAGCUUCGCCUGGCACAGUGCUCAGAUUACUUAGAGAUGGCUCACGAGAUCCAGGUGUGGCAGAAGGCCGUCUUCUCGCUGGCAGAGUACUCGCGCGACGAGACUCACGUGCGUCACGUGCUGCGCAAGAAGGUUCGUAAGCUCGUGCGUCAGCAGAGCAAGCGGAGCCACUACGCCCGUUCCGCCACCCUGCCACCGCCACCCAGCGCGAUCGCGGACCGGACGCCUGCAGGCGGCAAGACUGCCUCUUACAUGCUGGCGGAAGCUGACUUCCGGGAAAACCUGCGCGCGUUGAGCGAGAAGUACAGGAUUCGCGAACCGGCGCUUCUGGUGAAGUCAACCGUCGUUUUGGUCUCCGUCAUCGUGCUCUUCUUUCUCCAGAGCAUACCCUCAAUUCACUUGACGCUUGGAUGGAUCGCAAUUCUUGGAGCCGUGAUGCUCAUGGUUCUGGCUGACACACGUGAGCUGGACGCCGUAAUCGCUCGCGUGGAGUGGACCACGCUGAUAUUUUUCGGAGCCCUUUUUGUUGUCAUGGAGGCACUUGUCGAACUGAAGCUUCUGCUCUGUGGACACUUGACCCAGAACUGGAUUCGUAGCGUGCACCAUGACUCGCGACUUAUUGUUUCAAUUAUUAUCAUAACCUGGGUCUCCGCACUAGCCUCCUCCUUCGUGGACAACAUACCCUUCACGACUGUCAUGAUUAAAAUUGUCAAUGGCCUUGGUGAAAGCGACUUAGGCCUCAAGCUGGGGCCACUAAUCUACGCUCUUGCCUUUGGAGCCUGCCUUGGAGGCAAUGGGACCCUCAUUGGAGCCUCGGCCAACGUCGUCUGCGCUGGAGUUGCGGAACAACAUGGCUACAAGUUCAGUUUCUUCGAGUUCUUCAGGAUUGGUUUCCCGCUGAUGGUGCUCACAACCGCCCUGUCAACUGCAUGGCUGCUUCUAUGCCACGUCGGCCUGCACUGGGAUAUCUGAUUUCACCACCGAUAGAUAGUUCCAACAAAAUGCGUGCACGUGCGCGUGCUCGCAAAGCGAGCUUUGUAUUUUACGGGACGCUGUACUUUUAUCUGUGAGAGCGGUUCCUUGUUGACUUUUAGCUGAAUGUGUAACUCCUGCAUUGAAUGCACGUGUUGACGUUUUAACUGAUUCGUUUUUUCCUUGAAGUUUUUGUCGACCAGCGACGGCUAGUUUUGACAUUUGGCAGGUUUGUAUCCGCUUUUUCUGAGCAACAGUUUUCAAGCUGGUAUUUCAAAGCGGUUUCUCUUUUUUAUGACCCAAUUUAAGUAACUGUGUAUGUUUAUGUUGUCGAUUAUGUAAGCAUGCAACUGAGGUAUAUGCAGAUUCUUUAGUGAGACUUGUGUAUUGAAUGUUGGCCCAUUUACCAUGCCACUGUAAAGGUUUGGCAGUUGUUGUCGAAUAAA
This is a messenger RNA of Rhipicephalus sanguineus (brown dog tick), 3100 nucleotides long. RefSeq names its product P protein-like. Gene Ontology annotation, biological process: transmembrane transport. NCBI's taxonomy places the organism in Eukaryota, Metazoa, Arthropoda, Arachnida, Ixodida, Ixodidae. Gene Ontology annotation, cellular component: membrane. The record is from RefSeq and is a predicted model, not a curated record.